ACCUGUUAUAGAUCGGAAAAGACAACCUCUUAUAAUGGCAGAGAUCGAAAGAUCGAAUUUUGAUGAUGAGAACUCGAUUACUUCUUACGGAACAUCGAUCCUUCAGUUGGGUUUUUUUCCAUCGGAGGAGGACGAAGAGACAAUCAUCAGAGAGAUGAUUGAAAAGGAGAGACAACACUCUCCCAGAGAUGAUUAUCUUGAGAGACUGACAAGUGGUGAUUUGGAUUUAAAUGUCAGAAACCAAGCCCUUGAUUGGAUUUGGAAGGCUUGUGAGGAACUUCAAUUUGGACCAGUGUGCAUAUGCUUAGCAGUUAACUACUUGGAUCGUUUCUUAUCAGUUCAUGACUUGCCUAGUGGAAAAGCUUGGGCUGUGCAGUUGCUGGCUGUGUCUUGUUUAUCACUGGCUACUAAAGUUGAGGAAAUUAAAGUUCCAGAGUUAAAACAUCUUCAGGUUGGAGAUCCUUGGUUUGUGUUUGAGGCUAAAUAUGUUCAAAGAAUGGAGCUUUUGGUGUUGAACGUAUUGAAAUGGAGGUUACGAGCUGUGACACCGUGCUCUUACAUUAGAUACUUUUUGAGUAAGAUCAAUGGCUAUGAUCAAGAACUAUCCAGCAGACUGGUCUCCAGAUCGUUACAAGUGAUAGCUAGUACAACCAAAGGUAUUGACUUUUUGGAGUAUAGAGCUUCAGAGAUUGGUGCUGCUGUUGCACUUUCUGUUUCUGGAGAACUCCAUACAUUACACUUUGACAAAUUCUCCUUCUCUUCCUUAUGCCCACACCUUGAUAAGGAGAGAGUGAAGAAGAUUGGUGAAAUGAUAGAGAGAAAUGGGUCAGCUUCGUGUCCACAGACACCACCCAAUAAUACAGUCUCACAAUUUAAGACUCUUUCUACUUCCUCUGUUUCCUCCUCUCUCACUUCUCUCUCUUAAUUUCUCUCUCUCUCUCUCUCCCUUUUUAAAAAUGUGGUAAUUGAAAUUUUGAUAAAAUAAACAAACCAAAAAG
Molecule: messenger RNA, 998 nt
Organism: Eruca vesicaria subsp. sativa (arugula)
Lineage: Eukaryota; Viridiplantae; Streptophyta; Magnoliopsida; Brassicales; Brassicaceae
Source: the annotation of a GenBank genome assembly